AUGUCUAGACAGCUUGAAUCAACUUCACCUUCAUGUAAUGGCUAUGAGGAGCAGGUCAGCUCUCAACAACCAUCUUCGCCCUUAUCACCCGGGAUUGAAACAGCCAACCCCUCAGUGGCUGGUCCGCUCAAGGAAGAUAUUGAGUUUUGCAUGAGGCUUCUAAGUGAGGAAGUUACUACCCCUCAGAAUACCAUAUUUGAUGAUGAGUCGGGCCGGAAUUUUUACCGCAUGUUGUGGGAUCAAUCUGAAGUCGGGCUCCUGAUGGGUUUACAUCCACUGCUCAUGCCCUCUGUCCAAGAACAAUAUCUCAAGCAAAAGGAAAGCCGCGAUCAUUUUCAAUACCUUGAACACGUUGUGGAUGGCUACAAUGAUCUCUGGAUCAACGCAGAGCCUAUUUGUGGUCCUAAGCCUAAGCCAGACCAUGCACGGGGCUUGUGUGAAUCAUUUCUGUCUGAUAACCAGCGUCGAAAACUCAAAACCAAGUCAAAUGGACCGUCGCCAUAUACAAUGCGAGACAACAUGUGGUUCCCUUAUUUGACAGCGGAAGUCAAACGUGCCGGCGAGGGUCUUCUAGCUGCAGACCGGCAGAAUAUGCAUAGCGUGUGCAUUGCUUCUCGGGCUCUGGUCUGUUUAUCGCAGGCAGCCAAUCAACCAGAAAAGCUGCACCGAAGAGUCCUGGGAUUUUCCAUCUCCCAUGACCUGGACCACGUGUCUAUUUACGUCCACUAUCCUGAAAUCAACCAAGGAAAGGUGGCCUAUUACCGCUGGAAACUUGCCGACUAUAUUAGCAUUUGGGAGCAUAAAUGGACUUGUUAUCGCUUUGUGGAGAACCUUGAUCGUGUAUUCCUUCUUAUUCACAUAGGCCUAUUAAAGGAGUUGCUAGAGGAAAUUCCUGACUCCCAGGAAUUUCCAUCCGGGGUUGAUUCCUACGAGGCGAAUAUGGGGUCUGGGCCGGAAUCCGGCUUGGAUGUACAGAGAAGCUUACAAAAUAUGAUUGAGAUAUUACAGCAGCAAGUGAAGGAGGCUAAAACACGAGAAGCGAACUUGCUUGCCGAAAAAGAACAACUGAGAGCUGAUUUGCAUGCUCAAAUGGAAAAGUUGACGGUCGAUUUCUAUGCUAAAUUCGAAGAACAGGCAGCAAAAUCAAAGCAAGAAGCAGACGAGCGAGUUGAGAGGCUCCUCGCGUCGAAUUAG
Talaromyces atroroseus is the source of this 1194-nucleotide messenger RNA. RefSeq lists its product as hypothetical. Lineage: Eukaryota; Fungi; Ascomycota; Eurotiomycetes; Eurotiales; Trichocomaceae. The coding region runs from base 1 to 1194 and encodes 397 amino acids. The transcript is spliced from 2 exons. The record is from RefSeq and is a predicted model, not a curated record.